Messenger RNA from Ostertagia ostertagi, 201 nucleotides. The record is from the annotation of a GenBank genome assembly. NCBI's taxonomy places the organism in Eukaryota, Metazoa, Nematoda, Chromadorea, Rhabditida, Trichostrongylidae.
AUGAAAGGCAAAAAUUGCUUCAGGAAAGCAGCGGAGUUGUGGAUGAAAGACACAUGCAUUAACAUCACAGAAGAUCCAAAUGAAGAAGCUGAGGACCUUCUUCUUGUGUUCAAGGAACACGGAUGUUGGGCAGAAGUUGGCAGACAAGAAGGAUGGCAGUUACUUUCACUGGGCAAAGACUGUGACACUGUAGUGUUUGAA